This is a messenger RNA of Entamoeba histolytica HM-1:IMSS, 3573 nucleotides long. Its product is annotated as protein kinase domain containing protein. NCBI's taxonomy places the organism in Eukaryota, Evosea, Mastigamoebida, Endamoebidae. The transcript has a single exon. Gene Ontology annotation, biological process: protein phosphorylation. Bases 1 to 3552 code for a protein of 1183 amino acids. Gene Ontology annotation, molecular function: ATP binding; protein kinase activity. The record is from RefSeq and is a predicted model, not a curated record.
AUGAAGGAAAAGAUAAUAGUAGUUUUUGUUCUUUUCUUUACUUAUUGUUUGUGUAAAUGUGGUGAUGGGAUUCGUCAAAGGUUUGAUGAAGAAUGUGAUGGAGGAAGUAAUUGUAGAAAGGAUUGUAUGUGUGAAGAUGGUUAUUUUCCGGAAGAUGAAACUUAUUCAGUUGGAUGUGUUCCAUCUUGUUUAAUUGAUGGAUGUAAAACAGGGUGUUAUACUCCAGAUGAGUGUGGAUAUUGUGAUGAGAAAGGGUAUCGUUCAGAUUGUUUAGGAUGUGCUGAAGGGUAUAUUCCACAAGGGUAUCUCAAGUGUGUAAAAUUUAAUGAAAGUGAUGUAAAGUCAUGUCAAGAAUAUACCACACAACAUAACUUUUCUAUUACUAUCAAUGAUGUAAGUCAAACACUUACAUUAACUCCUGAUAAACAAGAAAUGUCAAUAAAUACAUGUUCUAAAAGAUUAUCUAUUCAACAACCAUAUGCACCAGGGUAUUGGAUUAAAGUCACAACAAAGAAAACACAGUACGUUGCAAUAGAAACAGAAAAGCAUUAUGACUCUGUUUCUAUUGAAUUUAUAGAUACACAAGGAAAUGCCUAUGGAGAAGAUACUGUUUUUGUUAUUUCAAAUUGUCCAACAAUAAAAAAAAUAACAGAAGGACAAGCACAAGAAUGUAUUGAAGACAAUGAUAAUUUAUCACAAUUUGUUAAACUUAGUAGAAUUGUAUUACAACUAACAGAAAAUAUUCCAUAUUAUUUAUUUGUUCAUAAACCAUUUGGAAUACAUUUUACUACCAAUGUUCCUAUUUUAUUUACACCUAUUGUUCAUCCAUGUUCUUAUGUUUAUUCAGUAGUUAAUUGGCCAGAAGUUGCUACAAGUGGAUUUACAACAGUGGUUAAUACAGCUCAUGGAAUAAAAUCAUCAUCUGCAUGUACUAUUACAGAACAAAUUGGGUUAUGGUAUUUUUUACAAGGAGCUGAUAGAAAUGUAUUAAUUAGUACGUGUAAUUCGAUUUCAGAUUAUUAUACUGCAUUACAUUUAAUUAAAGUACCAGCAAACGGAAAUGUUAAGCCAACAAUUGAUUGUAGUUAUAAUACUAAAAACCAUCCAACAAAUGCUGUUUGUGAAAGAUAUGAUGUUAAAGGAUGUCCUGAACCAGGAAGUCAUCAUGCAUCAAUGAUGGUAACAUUGUCAAGUCAAUACGACUAUUUUAUUUUUGCUAGUGUUAUAACAGAUAAUAGUGCUGCUUUUAAUUUAACCAUUACAACAUUAUGUCCUUAUAAUUGUGGUGGAAAUGGAGUUUGUGAUAAAGUAUCACAAACAUGUAUUUGUAAUGAUGGAUAUGUUUUAAAACAAGACAGUUGUUCAUUAUGUGGAAAUGGAAAAAAAGAUGAAGGGGAAGAAUGUGAAAAUAUUUCAGGAGAUAAUUACACAGACCCAAAUUGUGACUAUUCUACAUGUUCAUGUGAAGAUGGGUAUAUUCCAUUAACAAUUAAUGGAUUAACGUAUUGUGCUGUUCCAACCUGUGGAAAUGGAAAAAUCAAUGAUUAUGAAGAAUGUGAUGGUGGAGAAGGUUGUCAACAUUGUGUUUGUGUUGAGGGAUAUCGUCCAUAUGAAAGUCCAAGAAUUUAUUGUUUAAGUAAUAAAUGUGGAAAUAACAUACUUGAUAAAGGAGAAGAAUGUGAUGGUGGAGAAGGUUGUUAUGAAUGUGAAUGUCAAGCUGGAUGGUUCGAAGCACACUCAGUAGGAUGCCAAAGAGUACGACGAUCUAUUGUAUCAUUAAUAAUAUUUGUAGGAGGAAUUAUUAUAUGGAUAAUCAUUUGGCUCUUGUUACUUAUUGGCUUUGUUUCAAGGUAUAUCUUCUUAAAUAAACUUAUUAUUUCAGAACAACAAAAAGAUGAAAGGAUUUUGAUUGAAUCUACAGUAAUCAAAUUUAACAAAGAUGGAGCUCAAUAUAUUGAUGUACAUAAACCAAACGCAUUAUUUGCUUUUGAAAGUAGUGAAAUUCUUUUCAGUGACUGCCAAAAUCAUGUUGAAGUAGAUGAAGAUACUAAAACAGUUAUCAGAGUAACAAAUAAGAAGAAUGAACCAAUUCGAUUCAUUUUCCAUGGUGGAGAUUAUUUAAAAUAUACAAUCUCUUUUGUUCCUGCAAUCUUAAGUGUACGUCCAGGAGAAACUGGUGAAGUAACGUGUGUUAUAAAUGUGAAUUGCACAUGUGUUUUAAGAGAAAAAGUACCUGUAACUAUCAGAUAUGGAAAAUUUAAACAGAUAAUGCAAGAACUUCUUGAAGAAAAUCCUCAGUUAUUAGAGUUACAAUCACAAUCUAGUCAAAAUACAAGUGAAUUUUCUGAACGAAGUUCAAAAUCAAAAAGCUCUUCUCUCAGGAGUAACUCUAGUUUGAAUUUACAUUCAUUAAAAACAGAUAAUUCUAAAGACAAAGAAGAUGGUUCAAAAGGAAAGUCAGUAGAAAGAAAGAAGAAACAAGUAAAAGGUUUAAAUAAACUUUAUGUUUAUUUAGAUUUAAAUCUUGAAUCAGCAUUAUCUACUAAGAUUGAUUAUGAAGAAAUUAAUUUAAUUCAUCCACCAAUUGGUUCAGGUACAUUUGGUAUUGUUUAUCGUGCUGAAUGGAGAGGAGUAGAUGUUGCAGUUAAAUUAAUGAAAACUGAUUUAGUAGACAUCAAAGAUUUAUUACCUAAUUUCAUGCAAGAAGCUGGGAUGAUGGAAAGAAUUCGAUGUCAAUAUGUAGUGAAUUAUAUUGGAAGUGUUGUAACUCCAGACACGUUAUGUCUUGUAACCGAAUUUUGUCCGUUAGGAUCAUUAAGAAAAUUCAUGAAAACAAACACAAUGAAUGAUUUAUUAAAGAUUAGAUUUUGUCAAGAUAUUUCUCGUGGAAUGGAAUAUUUACACCAAAACGAUAUUGUUCAUCGUGAUUUAAAAACUGAUAAUGUUUUGGUUGUUUCAAAUAAUCCAUUUGAUCCAGUAACAGCUAAAGUAACAGAUUUUGGUACUUCUCGUUCAUUUAUUGAAUCAUCUCAAAAGUUAGGAAUUCAACAUAUUGGUACACCUGUAUAUAUGGCACCAGAAAUGACAUUACAAAAAGAUGAAGUUAAUGAACAAAUGACAUUAAAAUCAGAUGUAUAUUCAUUUGCUAUUUGUAUGUUAGAAGUUUGGAUAAGUAAAGAUCCAUAUGACUCAAUAAAAUUCCCAGAUGGGGAGUCAAUUCUUAAAUUUGUUGGAGCAGGAAAGAGACUUGAAAUACCGAAUGGGUGUUUAUUUUCUGAAGCUAUUGAAAGGUGUUGGCAACAAGACCCACGAGAUAGACCAUCUUUUCAAGAAGUUGCUAUUAUGUUAUCAAAAGUAUAUAAAGGAUAUACUGAUGGAGAAGCUAAUACAUGUAUUGAUACAUUAUGUGUAAAUGAGAAUUCUAAACGUAAGUCAUAUGUUCCAAUGGAAACAUUAAGUGUAGAAGAUAAAAAGGAAGGAACACAAGAAUUAAAUCAAGGAGAAACACAACAAGAAAAUAAGAGUUUAUCAUCAGAAGGAGAAUCAGAGUAGAAUUGAAGAAGCUUAAUUUUA